AUACACGAAAAUCUCACCUUCUCUCUCUCUCUCUCUCUGCUUUUCUUGUUUUCUUCAUUCUCUCUAUAGAAGAGCUGAUAAGAAUCUAAAAGAAAUGGAGCACAGUGAAGCAGCCAAUUCUAACACUAACUCAUCUUCUCCUUCUUCUUCCUCUUCUCCGCCGUCGCCACCGACGCCACCGGUGGUUAUCAGUCCUUGUGCGGCUUGUAAGAUUCUCAGGCGAAGAUGUGCUGAGAAGUGCGUUUUGGCUCCGUAUUUUCCUCCUACUGAACCGGCAAAGUUUACCAUUGCUCAUCGCGUGUUCGGUGCUAGCAAUAUCAUCAAGUUCUUACAGGAACUACCAGAAUCUCAAAGGGCUGAUGCAGUGAGCAGCAUGGUUUAUGAGGCAAGUGCAAGGAUUAGAGAUCCCGUUUAUGGCUGCGCCGGAGCGAUUUGCCAUCUUCAAAAACAAGUUAAUGAACUCCAAGCACAAUUAGCUAAAGCACAAGCUGAGCUUGUUAAUAUGCAAUGCCAACAAGCUAACCUUGUGGCCUUACUUUGCAUGGAAAUGGCACAAUCUCCUCAACAAUUAUCGGAACAAUCUGUCGACAACUUCAUUAGUACCCCGCAGAGCUACCAGAGCAACCCUUGCUUCGUUGAUGACAGCAACAAUUUAGGGCCACUUUGGGAGCCUCUUUGGACAUAAUUAGCUAUGAUAAAUAAAUAUAAAUAAUGUACCAAUGAAGUUCUCCUAACUCGAGGACUAAUUGCUCCUAACGAGAAGGAGAAAUCCAAGGACAUAAUUUUAAUAAAAAAAAUUAAUUUUAACUUAAUUACUAUAAUAGAAUUAUAUAUAGGCAAUUGAGUGUGAUGAUGAUCAAGUAGAUUGACCUUUUAAUUUCCUCUAUGUAAUCUUUAAUUUGCUACAUUAGGAGAGAAAAUUAUAAGAUGCCUUUAUUUUCAGUCUAA
Messenger RNA from Hevea brasiliensis (rubber tree), 948 nucleotides. Its product is annotated as LOB domain-containing protein 1. The coding region runs from base 95 to 685 and encodes 196 amino acids. Lineage: Eukaryota; Viridiplantae; Streptophyta; Magnoliopsida; Malpighiales; Euphorbiaceae. The transcript has 2 exons. The record is from RefSeq and is a predicted model, not a curated record.